Messenger RNA from Necator americanus (New World hookworm), 2364 nucleotides. RefSeq lists its product as uncharacterized. Gene Ontology annotation, biological process: protein dephosphorylation. NCBI's taxonomy places the organism in Eukaryota, Metazoa, Nematoda, Chromadorea, Rhabditida, Ancylostomatidae. The record is from RefSeq and is a predicted model, not a curated record. The transcript is spliced from 18 exons. Gene Ontology annotation, molecular function: protein tyrosine phosphatase activity. The coding region runs from base 1 to 2364 and encodes 787 amino acids.
AUGAAUCAUCUCACUGUUCCCGACAGUCCACAGCAUCGUCGACGUGAAAUUGACGUGCCACGGAUGUGGAACGAACUUCGCAAGAGGAGCAUCAGCGAGUUGAGCCUCGUGUUUGACAUGUUCCGCGGCCCAAGUCCGUCUUCCAGUCAGAGCCUUCAUCCGGAACGAGAUAGAGCAUGCCAGUCCACGGGCAACCUUCCAACUUCACCGAAAGGACGCCGCAGGAGGCGCAUGCAGCGAACAUGGAAAGCUCUAUCUGCUGCUAACAUUGCUCGACAGUAUGUUAUUGUUCAAGAAGAGAAGGCGAUGCAAGCCGUGCCGACGGCGCCCAUCGACGCUUCGAAGUUCGUCGCUUACGUGACCGAACGGAGGAAAAAGCGAAUACUUUUCAAAGGAGAGUAUCUGAUGAUAAAUCGAUCGAUAAACACCAGCAAAUGUCGGAGCGAUGUGGGGAGCACGUUGAGCGACAGAAAUCCAUAUCCCGACACACUGCCCUACGACUACAAUCGUGUUAUCUUGCCUCGACUGCCAUGCGACGAGAACUCACAUUACGUGAACGCCAGCUAUGUCAAUAGUUGGUUACGUGAAAAAGCGUACGUAGUGACGCAAGCGGUGCGCACCAAGCCGAUGAACGUCGAGUUCUGGAGGAUGGUGUGGGAACUGGGCUCGAAUUGCAUUGUUAUGCUCACCAAAGUGUUCGAUUUCAUGCGGGUAAUGUGCCUCCAAUAUUGGCCGUUAACACGGUUUCUUUUUGGGGACAUCGAGGUGGAGACAAUCGACACUCACACCUACGCACACUUUGUGAUUCGAACAUUCCGAUUAACGCGGAAGAUCAACCAGGACGAUCCUGAGUCGAGGAUCGUGAAGCAUUUUCACUUCACAGAGUGGGAGUUGGACUCUUUCCCUUACAUUUCUGCCUUCAUCGAACUGCGUCGGAGAGUGCGGCAGUUUACGGAGAAAAACCCCGUUGACGCUCCGGUUAUCGUCCAUUGCAGCAACGGAGCUGGCAGAAGUGGAGCAUUUCUCGCGUUGGACGCAAAUUUAGAGCUGAUGAAGAAGACCGGACAGCUCGAUGUGUACGAGUAUGCGAAGACGCUCGUGAACUCCCGCCCUCACCUAAUUGACUCUGUCGAUCAGUAUCAGUUCAUCUAUGAAGCUCUUGCUGAGGCUGUGAUGUGCAACGUACAGCCUAUUCAAAUGCACCAACUGAAGGAUAGAAGUAGUAUGUACAAGGCAAAGAAGAACAGAGAACUGAUGGAAAGCCAGGACAAUCAUGAAAAUAAGUUAUUGUUGAAUCUAACGCAUCCUCUUCGAAUCGGCGACUGUGCAGGAGGUCAUCGCCUGGAGAAUAGAGGGAAAAAUCGGGACGUAAUGGUGGUUCCACCUGAUCAUGCUCGGCCUUACCUCCAAACACUGCACGGUGAAAGCAAGGACUACACUUACAUUAAUGCAGUAGAGGUUGAUGGAUUCACCCGAAAAGCGGAGUUCAUAGUGACAGAAUGGCCCAAACACAGUACGAUCGACUCAUUCUGGACACUGAUAUACGACCACUCGUGUCAUACAGUAGUCAAUCUGAGCAACCAAGGAAACCCACGGCAUUACCCAACAUUUAUCCACAACAAAGGAAAGGCCAGCUAUGGUCCUUUUAUUGUUGAAGUUCUCAAUUACCAUCAAUACCCAGCAAUGACGUCACACAUGGUGAAAGUGAUGAAGAGGAAAGGAGCCGCUGACAUUAAGCGACUUCUGAAUAUCCGACGAGAAAAGAACGACCUGCAGAAGGAAACUACGAAGCAGAUACAGAAGCUGACUUUUAUGAUCUCCGACAUCAUGUCAAGUGGAUCCAGCAACCAGCAAAUCGACACGGAAGUACGGGUAUGCUGCGUUAUACAGGUGAGGAUGUGGCCCAUAGAAAACAAGGUACCGCUGUCAACAACGGGCCUGAUGGAUGUGAUUAAAAUGGCUCGAAGUUGGAGAAGAAGGGCACCAGAUCGCCCAGAAACAAAACCAACGAUAGUCAUGUCUCACAAUGGUGUCUCACGUGUUGGAGUAUAUAUCGGAGCAAAUAUAUGUAUAGAUCAAAUGGAUACAGAUCAUGAAGUGGACGUCUUCCAUGCGGUAAAGAUGAUGCGAAUAAACCGGCCUCAGCUCAUAGACAUGAAAGACGAGUACAAAUAUCUGUAUGACGUGAUGCUUCAUUGGUACAUGACGAAUCCUGAGUAUCGAAUAUACGACAAGGAGGAUACUGUUGAAGAGGACGGAUCGCGGCCUUCUUCAGUUCGGCAGUCCCUUCGAGACAAGGACCGCUGGCUGCGAGGCCAAAAUUCGGUGCGCAAAGAGCCUCGAAAAAGCGCAGACAAUAACUAG